Lagopus muta (rock ptarmigan) is the source of this 1091-nucleotide messenger RNA. Its product is annotated as fatty acid-binding protein 5. Gene Ontology annotation, biological process: fatty acid transport. Lineage: Eukaryota; Metazoa; Chordata; Aves; Galliformes; Phasianidae. Gene Ontology annotation, molecular function: fatty acid binding. The record is from RefSeq and is a predicted model, not a curated record. Gene Ontology annotation, cellular component: cytosol; nucleus. The transcript is spliced from 4 exons. Bases 133 to 537 code for a protein of 134 amino acids.
CGGGAGCCCCAUUGGCUCUCCCCGGCGGCACAUGUCCCCGGCCCCGCUAUAAAGGAGGCUGCGGCCCCACUGCUGUCCGUCCUUCUGCCUCCCAGCGUCCCCGGGUACGCCGCUACAGCCGCCGCCAUCACCAUGGCCAUCGACGCGUUUUUAGGCAAAUGGUGCCUGGUCUCCAGCGAGGGCUUUGAGGAGUACAUGAAGGAGCUGGGUGUGGGUAUGGCCAUGAGAAAAAUGGGAAGCAUGGCGAAACCAGAUGUUUACAUCAUUAAGGAGGGGGAUACAAUCACUGUGAAAACAGAAAGCACCUUCAAAACUUCACAGUUCAGUUUCAAGAUCGGCGAGAAGUUUGAGGAAAACACAUUAGAUGGCAGAAAAACUCAGACACUUGUCAGCUUAAAAGAUGAUGGGUCAUUGAUCCAGGAGCAGGAAUGGGAUGGCAAGAAGACCAUAAUCACACGGAAACUUGUGGAUGGACAGUUGGUGGUGGAAUGUGACAUGAAUGGUGUCAAGUGCGUUAGAGUCUACCAGAAGGCAUGAGAACAUCUUCAGAUUCAGUAGGAACUUGCUACAAACAACUCAGUCCAGUGGACGGAGCUCCUCUACACUCCAUGAUUUCCUUUUCCCUGUUUUCUAGUAUUUCAAUGGACUGAGUAGCUGAGUGCAAUCCUUUUUAAAAGCCGUGAUGUAACUAUUAUGUAACUAUUCUGAACAUAUGAGGCUAUUAAAUAAAAUUUUCAAAUAUAUUAAGUGCAAAUGUUGUUGCUAUAGUAAAAUUUUAAAGUGGGGUUUUAUAAAAACUCAGUUUGGUUUUAGGCUCUACUGCAAAUUGCCUUCCCUUCAAGAUAACGCAAAUAAUGCAAUUAACUUUUAAUAGCGGACUAAAUUUUAACCAGCCUUUUCAUCUUUAAUGGCUAAGGUAAUAAAAUCUGAAAUAGAAAAAAAACAUUCAAAGUUCAGGCACUGCAGUUGUUUCUAUCUUAGCGUUACAAAGUAAAUUGAAUGCACUGGUAUAAAUAAGAGAUAAACCUUGUUGGCCUUUAGAUAGAGGAAUGUAUUUUCGGGGAUUGUUUUUUUUUUUUUUUUUCAUGUUU